CUUCCCGCGGAGCUAAGAUGGCGGCCGCCGCGGAGCGCGUGCCUGGCGGGGCGCCGGCGGGAUACACGGCGCUGGCGGUGAAGUUCGGGCCGCGGCAGCGCUCGCCCCACUGCCUCCUGGUAAAGGAGCACCGGGUGCGGGAAGGGGCCGGCGCCGCGCACCCGCCUCGCCGCACCCUCUUCGUGCUCAACGUGCCCCCGUACUGCGGCCGGGAAUCUUUGUCUAAGCUGUUCUUUAGUUGUGGGCCUGUUCAGUCUGUGGACAUCCGUGAUAAGCCAGAAAUAGGAGAGAAAACAGAAGAACUCAAGUCCAAAUUCUUCAACCGCCAAACCGCAAAGGGUUUCCGAGUAGCAUAUGUGGUGUUCAGGAGCCCAGCUGGUGUCCAGGCGGCCAAAGCCCUGUCACAGAGAGGUCCCUUGCUGAUAUCAACAGAGAGUCAUCCUGUGAAAACUGGUAUUAGCAAGUGGAUCGCCAGCUAUGCAGCUUCAGUGGUGGAUCGUGAAGAACUGAAGGCUGAGGUGGAUGCCUUCAUGCAAGACUAUGACAAACAGAUAGCAGAGGAAGAAGCCAAAGCAGCAGCGGAGGAAGGUGUUCCAGAUGAGGAGGGCUGGGUGAAGGUAACACGGAAGGGCCGGAAGCCUGGCCUGCCCAGGACAGAGGCUGCCAACCUGCGCGUGCUAGAGAGGGAGAGGCGGAAAAGGGCCCGCAAAGAGUUGCUCAACUUUUAUGCCUGGCAACAUCGUGAGACCAAGAGAGAGCACAUUGCCCAGCUGAGGAAGAAGUUUGAGGAGGACAAGCAGAGAAUCGCGCUGAUGCGAGCCCAGCGCAAGUUUCGGCCAUACUAAACCGUGUCAGACCAUUUCCUCAGCUGUCUGUGUUGGGAGAGGGAGGGACAGGCGUACGGACUCCAUGUGCCAAAGGGUUUCAAGGAACUGAGGCAGUUUCAGGUUGUCUCUGCCAUUGCAUCUGAGAUGGGAAGUCCGAGCACCCCCAGCUGAGGGAGCUGAGGCUUCAUUCACACUUAUAUCUGUUCUCCUGGCCGUACCUGCACUGCUGUUGUCCAGCCCUGAGGCACCACUUCCAGAAUACAUAGGCCAGAAGGGACUGAAGCCGUCCUUGUGACAAACUAUCUUCCUGCUACCUAAGAUCCUCCAGAAUUCAUGUAGCACAGCCUCUGCAGGGACAGGGAAUGACUGAAGAACUGUAAAUAAACUGCUGUUAUGAUCCCAAA
Rhea pennata is the source of this 1231-nucleotide messenger RNA. RefSeq names its product ribosomal RNA processing 7 homolog A (gene RRP7A). Bases 18 to 845 code for a protein of 275 amino acids. Lineage: Eukaryota; Metazoa; Chordata; Aves; Rheiformes; Rheidae. Gene Ontology annotation, molecular function: RNA binding. The transcript has 7 exons. The record is from RefSeq and is a predicted model, not a curated record. Gene Ontology annotation, biological process: ribosomal small subunit assembly; rRNA processing. Gene Ontology annotation, cellular component: UTP-C complex; CURI complex.